Molecule: messenger RNA, 1752 nt
Organism: Sebastes umbrosus (honeycomb rockfish)
Lineage: Eukaryota; Metazoa; Chordata; Actinopteri; Perciformes; Sebastidae
Gene: pus1
Product: pseudouridine synthase 1
Exons: 6
Coding region: 299-1573 (424 amino acids)
Biological process (GO): mRNA pseudouridine synthesis; tRNA pseudouridine synthesis
Cellular component (GO): nucleus
Molecular function (GO): pseudouridine synthase activity; RNA binding
Source: RefSeq, a predicted model, not a curated record
GGCAAAUCUCGCGAUACUUACAUCCGGGUUCAAAGUUGACGUUGGCCAUGUGUGUAUGUUGCCGCAUCUACUCACUACAGGACUAGAUGCAGCUAAAGUUUGCGCUUUAUUCAUAAAUAUUUAUGUAUAUACGCAUUCAAAUUUGGUUUUAAAAGCUGACAUAAGCUUUUAGGAGACUGUAUAUUUCGUCCACGGGAGUUAGUUGAAUGUAAAUAGUCUGCUCUGCUCUGCUUCGCGUUAGCUUCAGCUGAUUAUGGUCAGUGUUUCAUCCUUUAGCUGCAUGAUGGCUUAGCGGGACAUGUUUAAAACCCGACCACUGUUGAGUGCCUUAGUGAACCACAGACUGACGUUGGAGAGAAACGGUGGCCCUCUUAGUAAGUUAUUUUGCAUAAUGAGUGAAGCAUCCAGAGAUGAGCCGACAGCCAAGCUGCUGAAAAGAGCCAACGAGGAGAAUGAGGACUCUGCUGAGAAGGUGCAGGCUACAAAGAAAUUAAAAGCGGAGGGGGAACAAACUGAAGAUGAAAAGAAAUAUCCCAAAAAGAAAGUGGUCCUCCUCCUGGCAUACUCUGGAAAGGGAUACUAUGGGAUGCAGAGAAAUCCCGGAACCUCUCAGUUUAGGACCAUCGAGGAUGAGCUGGUCACUGCACUUAUUAAAUCAGGUUGCAUUCCUGAAAACCACGGCGAUGACAUGAAGAAGAUGUCUUUCCAAAGAUGUGCCAGAACAGAUAAGGGCGUGUCUGCAGCUGGCCAAGCUGUGUCUCUAAAGAUACGAUUGAUUGAAGACACCAUUGAAAAGAUCAAUGAGCAUCUGCCGCCACAGAUCAGCGUGCUCGGUCUUAAACGGGUGACCCAGGGUUUCAAUUCCAAAAACAACUGUGAUGCUCGUACAUACGCCUACAUGCUUCCAACAGUGGCCUUUUCCCCAAAAGACUAUGAUACUGGCAACAUAGCAGCCUUUCGCCUCGAGCCAGAGACACUUCAGAGGGUGAACCGUCUGUUCGCUCUCUACAAAGGCACCCACAACUUCCACAACUUCACCUCCCAGAAGGCUCCGAGUGACCCCAGCGCCCGUCGCUACAUCACAGAGAUGUCCUGCGGAGAGCCUUUUAUCAACAGCAAUACUCAGUUCGCAGUGAUCACUGUACGAGGCCAGAGCUUCAUGCUGCACCAGAUCCGGAAGAUGAUCGGCCUGGUGAUUGCGGUGAUAAAGGGCUACGCGAAGGAGGACGUGAUGGAGCGGAGCUGGGGGCAAGAUAAGGUGGACGUGCCCAAAGCUCCAGGGCUGGGGUUGGUCCUGGAAAAGGUUCACUUUGACCGGUACAACAAGCGAUUCGGAGGAGACGGGCUGCACGAGCGUCUGGAUUGGGAACACGAGGAGGAGGGGAUAAAGGCCUUCAAGGAAGCUCACAUCUACCCCACCAUUGUUGAGACGGAGUGUCAGGAGGGCUCCAUGGUCAGCUGGAUGUCCACGCUUCCUAUUCAUGACUUUGAAGCUACAGCCACAGCUACCGACACACCCGACGAUAAGGACCAGAAACAGGACAAUGCAGACGUAGGAAACGACUCGGAUUAGGUCGCCCUGCCUGCUGAAAGAAGAGACGCUUUCUCACCAAAACAUUCUCUUUAGCUUUCUUUUUAGUAUAUCUUCCAAGAUUUACUUUUUUUUUCAGUGGGAUUCAAUUCUGCUUCUCUUAUACAAAUGUUAUUAAACAAACAACAAGAUAAUAAAACAUUUCUCCGUUCUUUAUUGUA